AUGGAUAAACCAGAUCAGCCACACAACUUCGAGCCUCAGAUAUACAAAUUGGAGAGAGGAGCUCGUGAUAAGCUCAUUAAUGACUACAAUACCAUGAACAUUUGGGACUUUAAUGACAAGUAUGGUGAUGUUUGGGAUUUCACCGUUGAGAAAGAUGAUAUCGCCACAAGAUAA
Molecule: messenger RNA, 174 nt
Organism: Arabis nemorensis
Lineage: Eukaryota; Viridiplantae; Streptophyta; Magnoliopsida; Brassicales; Brassicaceae
Source: the annotation of a GenBank genome assembly